CGCAAGCACAGGAAACUCCAACUCCGCCUAAUAAUUCCAUCGCAACCCUCAACCACUUCUUAUCCUUUGGCAUUGGCACACAUACAAGCGCGGGCGUCGGUAUCUUCUUUCUUCGCACUCUCGGCAUCUUCACUUUCGCCUUUUCUCCACGUCGGGUCCCAAUCCGUCCGCUGCCUGUUUGAUGCGCGACUCUACCGUCCUGCCCAUACUAAUUCGCCAUCAUGGGUUCUCAACUCCCCAUUAAGUUCACGGAGUUACUCCAACUAGGCAACUAUGAGAUUCAACCGGCCUCGAUAGGCUUCAACACCUGCACACUCGAAUCCGACCGCUACAUAUGCGUCCGCCAGACUUCGGAAACUGGUCAAGCUGAAGUCAUCAUAAUCGACCUCAAGAACAACAACCAUGUGCUCCGCCGGCCCAUCAAGGCUGACAGCGCCAUUAUGCACCCCAACAAACUCAUAAUUGCUCUUAAGGCGCAACAGAGGACAUUGCAGAUCUUCGAUCUGGAGAACAAGGCUAAGCUGAAGUCGGCUACCAUGCCAGAGGAUGUCAUGUUCUGGAAGUGGUUCAAUGACACGUCGUUGGGCCUGGUCACGGACAAUUCAGUCUACCACUGGAAUGUCUUUGAUCCAGCCGCCACUCAGCCAGUCAAGGUAUUUGAUCGCAACGCUAAUCUUGCCGGCUGCCAGAUCAUCAACUACCGCGUCAGUGACGAUGAAUCGUGGAUGGUGGUUGUUGGCAUCUCCCAGCAGCAAGGUCGCGUCGUGGGCGCUAUGCAACUGUAUUCGAAAGCACGAGGUAUCAGCCAGUCCAUCGAAGGCCACGCAGCCGCAUUCGGUACCCUUCGCCUUGAUGGCGCCAGUGAGGACAGUAAGCUGUUUACAUUUGCCGUGCGAACCGCUACCGCUGCCAAGCUCCACAUUGUCCAGGUCGAUCACACGCCUGGCCAGCCGCAGUUUGCGAAGAAGAAUGUAGACAUCUUCUUCCCGCCUGAGGCAACCAAUGACUUCCCGGUUGCAAUGCAGGUUUCGAAGCGUUACAGCGUCAUCUACUUGGUGACAAAGUAUGGCUUCAUUCAUCUGUACGAUCUUGAAAGCGGCACCUGCAUCUUCAUGAACCGCAUCUCCAGCGAGACCAUCUUCACCACGUCCGCCGACUCCACAUCUUCCGGCAUCAUUGGGGUCAACAGAAAAGGGCAAGUUCUGACCGUCAGCGUCGACGAGUCCACCAUCAUCCCGUACCUCCUGCAGAAUCCGGCGAACGGCGAGCUAGCCUAUAAGUUGGCAUCAAGAGCGAGUCUACCCGGUGCGGACAACCUGUAUCAGCAGCAGUUCGAGAGAUUGCUUCAAUCGGGCUCGUACACAGAGGCUGCGAAAACUGCUGCUAACUCGCCUCGUGGGUUCUUGCGUACGCCGACCACGAUCGAGCGAUUCAAGCAGAUUCCUGCUCAACCUGGCCAGCUCUCCGUUAUCCUGCAGUACUUCGGAAUGCUUUUGGACAAGGGAUCGUUGAACAAGUACGAGACACUCGAGCUUGUGCGCCCUGUCCUCGCUCAGAACCGUAAGCACUUGCUCGAGAAAUGGCUUGGUGAGAACAAGCUGGAGUGCUCGGAAGAGUUGGGUGACAUCGUACGCCAGCACGAUCUUGCUCUCGCUCUGACCAUAUAUCAGCGAGCACAGGCACCACAAAAGGUCGUUGCAGCUCUCGCUGAGCUGGGUCGCUUCGAGCAGAUCUUGCCAUACACAAAAGAAGUCGGCUACACCCCCGAUUUCACCGUUCUGCUGCAGCAUAUCGUUCGUGUCAACCCAGAGAAAGGUGCCGAGUUUGCGUCUGCGCUGGUCAAGGAUGAAAAUGGCCCACUUGUCGAUAUCAGCCGUGUGGUUGACAUCUUCCAGUCGCAGGGCAUGAUUCAGCAAGCAACAGCCUUCCUGCUUGAUGCACUCGCAGGUGACCGUCCCGAGCAGGGCGAUCUUCAGACAAGACUAUUGGAGAUGAACCUGAUCAAUGCACCCCAAGUCGCUGAUGCCAUCCUGGGCAACGAAAUGUUCCACUAUUACGACAAAGCACGCAUUGCCUCGCUAUGUGAGAACGCUGGCUUGUUGACACGUGCUCUCGAGCACAACGAUGAUCCAGCCGCUAUCAAGCGUAUCAUCGUCCACACAGAUAAGCUACCGGAAGAGUGGCUGCUCAACUACUUCGGCCAGCUAACUGUCGAACUCUCGCUUGAGGCUUUGGAUGAGAUGCUCAAGUUCAACAUCCGUCAGAACUUGCAGGCCGUCAUCCGAAUCGCGCAGAAGUAUUCCGAUCUUCUGGGCCCGGUCCGUAUUGUGAGCUUGUUGGAGAAGCAUCGUACUGCCGAGGGACUGUACUAUUACCUUGGCAGUAUCGUGAACAUCUCUGAAGACAAAGAUGUGGUGUUCAAGUACAUUGAGGCAGCUACCAGGAUGGGGCAGCUGAAUGAGGUCGAGCGAGUCUGCCGUGAGAACAACUUCUACGAUCCGGAGAAAGUAAAGAACUUCCUCAAAGAAGCCAAGCUGAGCGAGCAGCUACCGCUCAUCAUCGUGUGUGAUCGCUUCAACAUGGUUCACGACCUCAUCCUUUACCUAUACAAGAACCAGCAAUUCAAGUCGAUUGAGGUAUAUGUGCAACGCAUCAACCCAUCACGAACCCCAGGCGUCGUGGGUGGUCUCCUUGAUGUCGACUGUGAUGAGUCCAUCAUCAAGAGUCUCCUCGCCUCCGUCAAUCCUGCUUCCAUUCCGAUCGAUGAGCUGGUUUCCGAAGUGGAAUCUCGAAACCGUCUCAAGCUUCUCUUGCCCUUCCUUGAGCAGACGCUCCAGUCCGGCAACCAACAGCAGGCAGUGUAUAACGCGCUUGCGAAAAUUUACAUUGACAGCAACAACAAUCCAGAGCGCUUCUUGCAGGAGAACGAUCAGUAUGACUCACUUGUCGUUGGCAAAUAUUGUGAGAAGCGUGACCCGAACCUUGCAUUUGUGGCGUAUCGCAAGGGUCAGAAUGAUCUCGAGCUUAUUAACAUCACGAAUGAGAAUGGCAUGUUCAAGCAGCAAGCACGGUAUGUGCUUGAUCGUGCGGAUCCAGAUGUCUGGAAGUUCGUGCUCAACGACAGCAACAUGUACCGUCGCUCAUUGGUCGAUGCUGUAGUCGCUACCGCAGUUCCCGAAUGUAGUGAACCAGAGAAGGUAUCUAUUGCCGUCAAGGCUUUUGUUGAUGAGGAUCUGCCCUCCGAGUUGAUUGAAAUGCUUGAGAAGAUCAUCCUUGAGCCUUCUCCGUUCAGCGAUAACCCGACUCUUCAGAACCUUCUCAUCCUUACCGCUUGCAAGGCUGACAAGGGUCGUGUCAUUGGUUAUAUUCAGCAGCUCAACAACUACACUCCAGAAGAUGUUGCGGAGCAAUGUAUCGACCAGGGCAUGUUCGAGGAAGCUUUCGAGAUCUACAAGAAGGACAACAAUCAUGCCGCUGCUGUUAAUGUCCUCACUGAUCAUAUUGUCAGCAUCGACCGAGCACAUGAAUAUGCCGACCGUGUAGACCUUCCUGAGGUGUGGAGUCGCGUUGGCAAGGCUCAGCUUGAUGGCCUUAGGAUUACUGAUUCCAUCGAGUCUUAUAUCCGUGCUCAAGACCCGUCCAACUAUAGCGAAGUCAUUGAAAUCGCGACGCAGGCAGGUAAAGACGAAGACCUUAUCAAGUUCCUACGCAUGGCUCGCAAAACCCUACGCGAGCCAGCUGUCGACACUGCGCUUGCUUUCUGUUUUGCUCGCCUUAACCAGCUCCCAGAGCUGGAGGACUUCUUGCGUUCGACCAACGUGGCUGACGUCGAGGCCUCCGGUGACAAGGCAUACGAGGAAGGCUACCAUGAGGCUGCCAAGAUCUUCUACACUAGCAUAUCUAAUUGGGCUAAGCUCGCGACAACGUUGGUUCAUCUUGAUGAGUACCAGCAGGCUGUCGAGGCUGCUCGCAAAGCGAACAGUACUAAGGUUUGGAAGCAAGUCCAUGAUGCUUGCGUCGCGAAAAAAGAGUUCCGUCUCGCACAGAUUGCUGGACUCAACCUCAUUGUUCAUGCCGACGAGCUUUCGGAUGUUGUGCGACAGUAUGAAUACAACGGCUACUUUGAUGAGCUUAUCAAUCUGCUUGAAGCCGGUCUUGGUCUUGAGCGAGCACACAUGGGCAUGUUCACUGAGCUGGGCUCGGCUCUUGCGAAGUACCACCCAGAACGUGUCAUGGAGCACCUGCGUGUAUUCUGGUCGCGCAUCAACCUGCCCAAGAUGAUCACAGCCUGCUUGGAAGCCCACCUGUGGCCGGAGCUGAUCUUCUGCUACACUCACUACGACGAGUGGGAUAACGCAGCACUGGCCAUGAUGGAGCGCGCUGCGGACGCGUGGGAGCACCAGUCUUUCAAAGACAUUAUCGUCAAAGUAGCCAACUUAGAGAUCUACUACCGCGCUCUGACCUUCUAUCGCAGCGAGCAUCCAAUGCUGCUGACCGAUCUCCUCCAAGCUCUUACGCCACGCAUUGACGUCAACCGGGUUGUCUCCAUCUUCCAGAAGUCAGACGACAUUCCGCUCAUCAAGCCGUUCCUGAUGGCUGUGCAAGGCCAGAACAAGCGCAGUGUCAACUCUGCGAUACAUGACCUGCUUAUUGAGGAAGAGGACUAUAAGACACUUCGGGACUCGGUCACGGCUUAUGACAAUUAUGAUGCUCCAGAGCUUGCACAGCGCCUUGAGCGACACGAUCUCGUGUUCUUCAGACAGAUUGCGGCCAACAUCUGGCGCAAGAACAAGCGAUGGCAAAAAUCCAUCGAGCUGUCCAAGCAGGACAAGCUGUACAAGGACGCCAUCGAAACGGCUGCUAUGUCUGGGAAACCGGAGGUCGUCGAGGAGCUGCUCCGAUAUUUUGUCGACAUUGGCAGCAGGGAAUGCUACGUUGGCAUGUUGUAUGCUUGCUAUGAUUUGCUGCGUCCGGAUCUCAUCUUGGAGCUUUCGUGGCGCAAUGGUCUUCACGAUUUCACCAUGCCUUUUAUGAUCAACAUGCUUGCCCAGCAGACAGCUACAAUCGAGAUGCUCAAGAAGGAUAACGAGGAGCGCAAGGCAAGGGAGGCAUCCCAGCAGAAGGACGAAGACAACACUCCGAUUCUCGGUGGAUCGCGCCUGCUGCUAACGCAGGGACCCAUCAACAGCGCGCCAUCGCCGACCCCUUAUGGCCAGCCCAACGGCAUCGCACCUCAAGCCACUGGCUUCCGGGCAUUCUAGAAUACAGGCCCUCGUUCGCCCGCAGCUAAUGUGCGUGCAGUGUGUUUGAGAAGCGACGGCCAAGAUUUUUAAGACAAUCGCCGCAUCUACCCGACCAUGCGUCCACGCAGCAGUUUGAGUUCAUUGUUUUUUCCAACGACGUUUUCGGGAGUCACGGUGACCGAGGAUGGGAUUCUCUUGGGAGACAAUGCGAUUGUACAAUUGAGGCUCAGGGCCCCAGACCGCCCUGGGAGUCCUGUGGGUAUCUUUCACGCCUUCUACACGUGUGUAUGUAAUUUGGGAGCCUUGGUUCCUUUUGACAGCAACGUGCGGAGAUACGCCGGGAGAUGGUGGAUCUGUGGGAUCGAUUUCCCCGGCUGCAUGCCUGUGCUGUUUUGAGGUGUGCUCGUGGAUGGGGAAUGAGUUAGAAAAGUGCCGCGUGUCUUGCUUUACUUUUUUUGAACUUGCGUUUACGGUGAGCUGUGUACAGUAGUAGAACAUACGGUGUGUCUCGUUCUUCCUCUUUUUUACCCAGUUUCCGUAGUCUAAAGCCUUCCACGUGCCCUCUCUCGUUUG
Verruconis gallopava is the source of this 5816-nucleotide messenger RNA. RefSeq lists its product as uncharacterized. Gene Ontology annotation, cellular component: clathrin complex; actin cortical patch; clathrin coat of coated pit. The transcript has 7 exons. Lineage: Eukaryota; Fungi; Ascomycota; Dothideomycetes; Venturiales; Sympoventuriaceae. The record is from RefSeq and is a predicted model, not a curated record. Gene Ontology annotation, biological process: Golgi to endosome transport; receptor-mediated endocytosis; intracellular protein transport. The coding region runs from base 222 to 5261 and encodes 1679 amino acids. Gene Ontology annotation, molecular function: structural molecule activity; clathrin light chain binding.